Messenger RNA from Cadophora gregata, 2166 nucleotides. RefSeq lists its product as uncharacterized. Lineage: Eukaryota; Fungi; Ascomycota; Leotiomycetes; Helotiales; Ploettnerulaceae. The coding region runs from base 1 to 2166 and encodes 721 amino acids. The transcript has 2 exons. The record is from RefSeq and is a predicted model, not a curated record.
AUGCAGGACCUUGGACUAUGCGAGAUAUGCCCCCAGAUCGACUUCAAGCGUCAUAUUUACGGAGAUAAUGGCUUCCGUUACCGAGUACCACACUUGGAAACGGGUACCAUUCACAUGCUGCGUGAGAGGAGCACAGGCUGUGCUGUAUGUUACGUCGCGUAUCAUAGUUUUGGCAAGGAGACAAUGGACGACUUGCGAUGCCAUCUGUACGCGACAGACUUCUGUAUGUGCCCUAUCAAAAUCUCAGAUGAACACGAAGAGAGACUAGUCUGCGAGCAUCCCAAGCACAUCGUGUUCACGCUCAACUCAAAGCCCCCUCGGUAUGCGGGAUUCCAGAUCUGCCUUGAUCGCCGUGCAAAAAGAGUCGACCGCGAUAUUAAUAUUGCCGGCUUUGUCGAAUCAACAGAUGAUUCUUGUUUCACAGGACGGGCAGUGGCAGAUAAGGCAGAUUUGAGACCCAAGAACUUCCUUGUUAUAGAUGUGGAACAGAAGUGUAUCAUUUCAGCACCACCAGACUGCCGUUUCGUGGCAUUAUCGUACGUAUGGGGUUCAGCGAAACAGAAGAAGCUGACACGAAAGAACUGGGAUGUGUUGAGCCAGCCUGGGGCACUUGAUGCAGACGAUGUACCAGCCACUAUUUGGGACACUAUCUUGCUUACCAGAUCUUUGGGAGAGAUAUAUUGUUGGAUAGAUGCUCUUUGCAUAUUUCAAAACGACCCUGCAAGUCAACAGGAUCAGAUCUCGCAAAUGGGUGCUAUCUACUCGAGGGCACUUGUCACAAUCGUCAAUACUGCUGGAGAUGGAAGUACGGGAUUGCCCGGGAUGCGUGUCGGAACAAGGAAUCUCCAACAUAUCAAAAUUAGGCUACGUGAUUUCGACCUGGUCAAGGCACACGAUGAUGUGGACAUCUACGGAGACUCACGACACAACAUAUCCAUGUGGGAAAAGCGGGCUUGGACCUACCAGGAACGAAUCUUCUCUAGACGGCUGAUAAUCUUUCGCAAGAAACAGAUCUACUGGCACUGUAGAAGUGCAACUUUUGUCGAAGAAAAGAUCCUAGAAACGCGAGGACCUCCAACAGUGCUCGCAAGCAUGGAGCGAAUGAUCACCAGGCUACCAGAAAUUCCAAGAAAUUUGGCCGAUUACACAAGCCGGUUGCUGAAAAUGAAAACAAUCGACGACAAAGAGUACCAUUUAUAUAGGUCAUUCGUCAAGGGUUACACAGUCCGCCAACUUUCUUACGGAUCUGAUGCUCUGAACGCAUUUGCUGGCGUGUCUCGAGCUCUCUCGCUGCUAGGAAAAGCGGAGUAUAUCUGGGGCCUUCCGAAGUCAAGCUUUUCAGACGCUCUGACGUGGUCGGCGAAGGGUCUACAGAAGAAUCCCUGUCUGCAGAACAUCUUACGACGAGAUGGGACGAUCGUCCAGUUGCCAUUUCCAAGCUGGUGUUGGGCAUCUCGAACCUACAGUACAUCGACCGAGUAUGUAGGAGGAAUCGACUGCUUUGAAAGGGGCAUAGCCCUUGCGCCACAUCUCAUAAUUUUCUACAGUUGUCUCACCGAUGGAGGAGUGGUAAGAAUCACCCAAGUCUCUGAUGAUAGCGAAGAAGGUUCCCAACCGAAGCCGGCGGGCAAUAGCAUGACUUCAAAAUGGCUCGGGUAUCCGCGUAUCCACAACACUCUCAAGCCUACAUCCGACUUAUCCGACCAGGAAACUAUCCACUCUGGAGAAUUGAAAUUUUGGUCAAGCGUCGCUACUGUUUACUUAUUCACAGAAAAACAGCGACUUCGUGGAAAACCACGUACCACUUUCCUCUCCUCCCGCGGAAGCAUUCUGAUGGCAUCAGCUCACCUCGACUCAAACCAUUACAGAUCGCCGGAAGACUCACGAGUCCCUAAACAAGUCCGCGAGGCUGACUUGAGAAAUAUACAAGGUAAAGCUUUGGAAGGCGACUGUCACAUUACCAUCCUCGAUCUUGUGAUAGUCCACGGCGAGAUCACACAGACUGCGGGUGGGAUUUCGGGACUUUCUAGUACAGGGAGAGUAUUGCGUGCCUUGGCUGUUGGGUGGGAGGAUGGAGUUGCCAUUCGAGAGGGCUUUGUGCUUAUUGCGGAGGAACAUUGGGUGGGAUUGGAGAAUAGAGAGUGGAAGCUAGUGACGAUGCGGUGA